Molecule: messenger RNA, 7896 nt
Organism: Xiphophorus hellerii (green swordtail)
Lineage: Eukaryota; Metazoa; Chordata; Actinopteri; Cyprinodontiformes; Poeciliidae
Gene: col4a4
Product: collagen, type IV, alpha 4
Exons: 47
Coding region: 460-5604 (1714 amino acids)
Biological process (GO): extracellular matrix organization
Cellular component (GO): collagen trimer
Molecular function (GO): extracellular matrix structural constituent conferring tensile strength
Source: RefSeq, a predicted model, not a curated record
AACCCCAGCAGCAGUGGAGGGAAGCCCCACUCCACACCUCCCACUGCGCCCCCACCUCGCCUCCACCCUGCCGGUUAAAGACUGGCUCCAUCUCAGACCGGACAGUUAUUAUAAGCUGAGAACAGAUCAGUCCGUUUUAUGGAGGGACCUUCAUAUUUUUGCUCUGAAAAUUUGCGUUUUCUGGUCAAAAAAUUUCAAACUUUCACAUUUUGUUGCUGCGUGGAUUUUACUGAGGAAUGAACGGAAGCAGCUCGGUGUUUGGAGCCGAGCAGCUGCGCCUAAUGUCGGACAAAACUCCUGCUUUCACUUCCUCCGCCUGAGGAAUGAAAAGUGCGUGAAGCUGCGGACUGAGAGUCUCCCCGCAGCAGUGUGGAGCGCACUCACUGGAUGAUCACCUGCUGGAGGCGGAGUCAGCCCAACUGGGUCAUAUUGUAACCAGGACUCCACUCUGAGGACAAGAUGUCUGCCGGUGCAGGCUCCGCCCCCCGGCGCCAUCCAUGGAUCUGGUGUUUCCUGGCUCUGAUCACAGCUCCUCCAGGAGGUCAAGGGGGCGACCUGAUGGAGCCGUGUGGCGGGCGGGACUGCACCACCUGCCAGUGUUUACCUGCCAAAGGAGCCAGGGGUUUCCCAGGUCCUCUUGGUCCGCAGGGGCCUCGGGGGCCUGCAGGCUUCCCGGGCGGACAGGGACUUCCAGGGCAGAAGGGCGGUAGAGGAGCCGAGGGGCCGAUGGGAGGUCAUGGGGUAAAAGGAGAUGCUGGCCCCACCGGUCUGCAGGGUUUUCCGGGUUUGGACGGAGUCCCGGGCCUCCCCGGCCCGGCUGGAGGGCCUGGUCAUCCAGGUCUGGACGGAUGCAACGGAACCAGAGGAAACCAGGGGUAUCCGGGGCUUCCAGGAGAACAAGGCCCUAAUGGAGAACCGGGUUUUACAGGUCCGAAGGGACUUAAAGGAGAGCCAUCGGCCAACUUCAUCCAGUACCCCGGAGCUCCUGGCGACGCCGGGCCCAGCGGACUGCUGGGUCUGCCGGGGGAAGAUGGUCUGCCGGGGCCGACCGGACCCGCGGGGCCAACCGGAUCAGCUGGACCCGCUGGCUCUCCUGGUUCACCCGGACCCAGGGGCCCGCCUGGUCAAAAAGGUCGAUUACUGCCGGGACCGAAAGGAGAGAAGGGAGACCAGGGCCCCGAGGGGCCUCCGGGGCCCUUCGAGUACAUUGACGUUCCAGAGGACUUGUACAUCAAAGGGGAGAAGGGAUCUUCAGGGGAACCAGGACAGCGUGGCGUUCAGGGACUCCAGAGUCGGGAUGCGCCGCCUGGGAUCAAAGGAGAGGCGGGGAUCGUUGGAUUUCCAGGAGCCAGAGGGGAUUCUGGUCGACCCGGUCCGUCCGGACGGAAAGGCCCCCGGGGGAUGGAAGGGAGCCAGGGCCUCCCAGGACUGAUAGGUCAAGAAGGUUUUAAGGGCUUUGCUGGUGAUCCGGGCCCUGAAGGCCCCCCUCUGAUCGACGAUGUCACUCACAUAGGCGAGGCCGGGGACCCUGGGUUCCCCGGGAAGAGGGGCCCUCCUGGCGACAUGGGGCCAAUGGGAACGCUUGGUCCCCCAGGAUUCCCAGGAUCAUCAACACCAGGACUUAAAGGUUUUGAUGGUCCGAAGGGCCAACCUGGGUACAAAGGGGAGAGAGGAGAUCCGGGUCAGACUACAGACGAAGUGGCACACGGAGAACCUGGAAAACCAGGACAGCGGGGACAGCGAGGGCCGAAAGGACAGCAGGGCCUCCCAGGAACGGUCUGUCUUAAAGGAGACAAAGGAGGCAUGGGAGAGCCAGGUGAUGGGGGCUUUCCAGGACCGAGAGGUGAUGAUGGCUUUAGAGGUGAUCCUGGUGAAUGUCUAUGCAAAUCUACUGACCUGAAGGGCCCUCCAGGGCUUCCAGGGGCUAACGGGCUCCCAGGGUCAGUAGGGCAGCGCGGACCCCCAGGCCCCAAAGGAGAGAUGGGUUACUCUGGAGACCCAGGAGCGAAGGGGGCCCAGGGACCAAGGGGCUUCAGGGGGCCCAACGGCCAGAAAGGACGGAAAGGUUUCACUGUGGCCGGCUUGAAAGGCGAGUUCAUCACAUUUACAAAGUUACUUCUGUUACUUUUGUCUUAUUUCAAGUUUAUCAAGACAUUUACACUGGAAACUGGACCAAAAGCAUUUUUGCAGUGUGAUGAACGAAUGAAUCUUGUUUUCAUGUUUCAGAUUCUCAUUCUGAUUUUGUUUCCAGGUGAAAAGGGAGAAAAGGGCAAAGGGGGCCCUGAAGGGGACCAAGGAACCUGGGGGACAGUCGGACCCCCGGGGCGCCCAGGACCACCUGGAGACCAGGGACUUAAGGGGGACAGUGUCCCUGGUUUCCCUGGAGACAAAGGCUUCCCUGGACCUCAGGGACCGAAUGGAUUCCCAGGACGGUCAGGGCCCCCUGGAGUCAGCGUGGCGGGGCCCCGUGGAGAGCGCGGGACCCCUGGGAACCCAGGACCUGAUGGAUUUCCUGGACCGCCUGGACUGAAGGGAGAUCCAGGAGACCAUGGCCUCUGGUUUUCGAAUCCCGGCCGUCCGGGGCCGAAGGGACACCGUGGACCACCAGGUGCCCCAGGUCCUCCAGGUGCUAAUGGCACCGCUGGCAUCCGAGGACCGGACGGGCCUAAAGGGGAGAAGGGACUGUCUUACGCUCCAGAACCGCCUGGGGACCGAGGACCUCCAGGAGCUGCUGGAGAUCCUGGAGAAAAGGGAACCGACGGUUAUUGUGAUGAUGGAAGUCCAGGUUGUCCGGGGCCGCUGGGCCCCCCUGGGCUCCCCGGACCAAGAGGCAAUAUUCAGAGUGGCCCCCAGGGGCCCGAAGGCCAGCCUGGACCGCCGGGGUCCCCAGGACGUAAAGGACGCCUCGGCCCCCCAGGCAACCAGGGAGCACCAGGUCCCCAGGGGCCUUCUGGCUACCCUGGAGCGAAAGGACACAAAGGAUAUGCCGGGGCCCCUGGCCGACCAGGUCCUCUGGGGUCCACAUCAGACGAUUGUAAGGCAGGGACACCUGAUAACAUGGGCCCUCCAGGCCCUCCGGGACCUUGUGGCCCUCAAGGACCUCGUGGCCCUUGCGGUUGUAAAGGUGAAGUUGGGGAUAAAGGUCAUUCAGCUAUUGGUCCAAAAGGCAAGAUUGGAGAACCUGGAGUUCAGGGGUCUCCAGGGACACAAGGAUGUAAGGGGCCCCAAGGCCCUGUUGGGGACACUGGCUCAAUGGGGCCCUCUGGUGGGAAAGGUCUGACUGGGCCGGAGGGCUUUGAAGGAAGGCCAGGUUUUCCAGGAAACAAGGGCAAUCCUGGAGGCUCAGGCAAGCCCGGAGAGCGGGGGCCUAAAGGACAAGAUGGAGCUCAGGGUUGUGCAGGCCCAAAGGGACCAAAAGGUCACAAAGGUUGUGCUGGUCCUCCAGGAGAACUCAUCCCCAGACCUGAAAAGGGCCCAAGAGGACCACGAGGAUGCCCCGGCGAUCCCGGAUUCUCCGGACCACGAGGAAACAAAGGUGAGGCUGGAUGCACAGGGAAUACUGGGUAUCCGGGCCCCAAUGGACCCCCAGGUUGUAGGGGACCUCAGGGACCCCGAGGGCCCCAGGGUAAGCAAGGCCCGCCCGGACCUCCAGGAACCAAAGGACAUCAAGGAUACUUCGGAUUUCCUGGGCUGAAUGGAGAACUGGGCGACUCAGGAUGUCAGGGACCCCCUGGGAAACCUGGGAAUCCAGGAUGUCGUGGACCUAGAGGUGAUAAAGGAGACGCCCUUGGUGGUCCUGGUCCACCUGGAGAUAAGGGCCAUCCUGGGAACCAAGGCCCUGAUGGCCCUUGUGGUCCUCCUGGAGAUUGUGGGCACAAAGGCCUCUGUGGGCCACAAGGACAGAGAGGAUGCAAGGGACACAAAGGAUUACGAGGAUGCCCUGGUGAACCAGGUGUGGCUGGUCCUGCAGGGCCCAAAGGUUACCAUGGGCUUCGAGGGCCUCCUGGUCGAGAUGGAGUGGACGGUCCCCCGGGGAGGGAUGGUAACCCAGGAAACAGAGGAGCUCCGGGGCCACCAGGGCUUCAUGGGUUAGACGGACUGAGUGGACAGGCAGGCGCCAUGGGGUCCAAAGGUGUAUGUCCGGACAUCAGUAAAAGUGAAAAAGGCCCUCCAGGCCCUAAAGGUCUUCCAGGUCCUCCAGGUCCACCAGGUCCCACUUGUCCACCCAAGAAUGGCCCACCAGGACCGAAAGGCCCAACAGGACCCCAGGGGCCUCCAGGUGAUAGUGGACCGCCAGGUCCACCUGGAGGCGACUGUAAAAACCCAAAACCAGGGCUAUGUGGGGAUCCUGGUGAUAGGGGCCCAGAUGGAGAUCCAGGUUGUCCUGGUGAAAUGGGAGAUCCUGGUCCAAAUACACCAAACUGUGGGGACAAAGGAGACACUGGUGAUCCAGGGUGCUCAGGGCCAAAAGGACGCCAUGGAUAUCAGGGGCCACCCGGACCACCAGGCAACCCUGGAAACCAAGGGCCCAAAGGUAUGAGAGGCGAGUCGGGUUUGCUGGGCAUACCUGGAGAACAGGGUCCGAGGGGUCACCCAGGUUGCCCAGGGCCCAAAGGAAGGCCUGGAUUCAAUGGAUUAGACGGUCCAAAAGGGCAGAAGGGCCGAAUCUUAUCGAAUGGCCCUCCCUGCUCACCGGUUAGGGGCCCUAACGGGCCACCUGGCCCUCCUGGAGCUAGCGGAGAUCGGGGCCAGAGGGGAGAAAUUGGCCUCUUAGGGAUGAAGGGGGAUCCUGGGGCUGAUGGAGCAAUGGGACCCCAGGGGCAAGAAGGUUCCCUGGGACAGAUGGGAGAGCCAGGCCAGCCUGGAGAGAACGGAGUUCUGGGAGAAAAGGGUGAUCCGGGUCCCCCUGGUGACCCAGGUCCACCUGGGCCGACCGGAGGCAUGAAACCAGGGUUCCUGUUGGUGAAACACAGCCAAUCAAAAAAUGAACCAACAUGUCCGCCAAAUAUGCAUCCACUUUGGACUGGAUACAGCCUGCUGUACCUGGAAGGCCAGGAGAAGGCGUACUCCCAGGAUCUGGGUCAGGCCGGCUCCUGCAUUCCCGUGUUCUCCACCUUGCCGUUUUCCGUCUGCGAGACCAAAAAGUGCAAAUACGCCAAUCGAAACGACAAAUCCUAUUGGCUGUCAACGAUGAAGCUGCAUCCAGACCAUCCAUUCAGAGGAGAUACCAUCAAGGAGUACAUCAGUCGCUGCGUGGUGUGUGAGGCGCCCUCUGCUGCAGUGGCCAUGCAUGACCCCAACUCCAGAGAGCCACCAAGCUGUCCCCCCAACUGGAGCCGCCUGUGGACCGGAUACUCCUUCAUCAUGUUUUCAGGUGGCGGUGAUGAGGGCGGCGGACUCUCUCUGAUGUCGCCGGGCAGCUGCCUGUCUCAGUUCAAAGCCCAGCCCUUCGUGGAGUGCCAGGGCGCGCGGGGAACCUGCCACUUCUUCGCCAACAUCUACAGCUUCUGGCUGACCACCCAGAGCGGCACCGAGGGCGCGCUGACCGACUCCGACCAGCAGAGGGCGCACGUCGCCCAGUGCAGCGUCUGCAUCCGCAUGUGAGGCGCAGCAGGGCGGCGCUGGAGAGACUGGCGCCUUAAAGACCGAGGCGGGGCGCAGGAUGAGGCUUUUAUUUUGAAGAGGAGAAACUGUGACGAUCCCGGCUGCCGAAACGCUGAUCAGGAGCGACUGGGAGCGCGGUGGGUCCGUCACCAACAUGGCGACUGGAAAAUGGGAAGAUAUUUAGUUUUAACCUCUAAAAUGGCCGCGCUUGUGCUGACUUCCUGCAGACGGAUUUUACCAAAACAAUUUAGAGAAUAAAUACAGUAGGAUGCUGACAGUCCUAAUUAUAGAGUUGAAAUCAAGGAAACAGUCGAAUUUAAUCAGAUUAAAGGUUAAAAAGUAACAUAAGCAAAACAAAAUCAACAGCUUUAAUGAUUUCAGGUCCUCCUUUCUCUCAGUUUUCCCUCAUCAGGUGUUAAACCGGAUCAGAACCAGAUCCUUCUCUAAAGUUCACUUCAUAGCCAGAAACAGAAACUCAGGAACUUCUGGAGCUUUAAAAGUUCACAGAUCUGACAGUUCCAGCUAAAAACAGAGUUUAAAGUUUUUUAAAUGUUGCCAAAUCAUUUCCUGUUUAACACAAUUCAGCUUAAAUGUUUUUCUGGGUUUUAUCCUCAUAUUUUGUUCAUUCAAUUCAUUUUAAUUCAAAAUUCUUUAUUGAUCCCAUAGAGAAAUGAAAUGUAACUCAGAUCAUCCCAGUUUCUUCAGAGUUGGUGUUGAAGGCGAUGCUGCAGGCAGGAAGGAUCUCCAGUAGCAGUCAGGGUUCCAACGAUUCUGCAGAGGGAUCUGACUGAAGACUGCUGCUGUGUGACACGCUAACUUGCUAAUACGCAGGCAGCAGAGAUGAUAUUCCACAGGAACAUAUCCUGGGUGACAUCAUCAGUUGUUAGCUAGCAAUGCUAAUUCACCUCUUUUGCUUUUGCUGCUCCUCUCUAUGUCUCUGCCUGGCUGUUUGGUGAGAGAGAUGCUGGAGUAGGGGAUUCAACCCUAAAGUCAGUUGAAACUCUGGCUGGAGUUUGAACUUCAUCCAUUUUGUUUGCCAAAGAUCUCUCAUUGGCUAACACGAUGGAGGGAAGAGAUGGUCUGAACUUCCUCCUUUUCAGCUCCUCUGGGAUCUGGGGUCAAAGUUCAGGUCUUAGCUUUAGACAUGCUAACCUUCCUUUCACAAGCUAGUUGUGUCGUUGCAUGGUGUGUAUUUAUGUUCAUCAUCUGGGCGGAGCCUGACGCCCGACCCUGGCAGCCCAUUGGCUGCUGCGACCUUUCUCUCCUCCUGUCAGGCAAAAUAAGCCCCGCCCCUAGCGGCAGCAGCGACCACUCUGAUUGGUUGGCUGGGAGGUAGCAAUGGAAAACAAGUCGCUGUUUUUUGUUUUGUUGAGAACUGCGUGGAAAGCUGUGAAUAUUUUUUCAUAUCUUUGAUCCGCUUUAAUGUUUUUGAUCCAAUAGAAACAACUUCCUGUUUGUUUGUGUUCAGGAUUUUCAGAGUAAAACAAAAGAAUCAAGUUCAGAACGCUAUGCAGCAGAAAAGAUCUGAGGUCCAAAACAAGAAAAAACUGGAACCAGAACUGCUUCAGAACCAGAACCGCUCUAGAACAGAAAUGUUUUAGAAUCAGAACAACCAGAACCACUUCAGAACCAGGACCAGAACCGUUUUAGAAGUAGGAAGUGGCGCUCGUUGUGUUCCGCCUGCGUUCCUGUUGCUUUAAAUCUGGUUUUUGGGUUUUUGUCUGUUUUGGUUCCAGUUCUGGUCCUGGUUCAGUUUUCUGGUUCUGGUUCUGGUUCUGUUGGAUUCGUUAGUGCCCUGUAAAUAUGUUUGAUCUCAACUGUUUUAUAAGUUUUCUGUAAAUUUCAUUGGAGUAUUUAUUUAGCCUUGAAAAUAAUGCUGGUGCUAUUUCAUUUUUGUUUUUGUCUCUUAUUUUGGUAAAUGAUGACAGGAUGUAACCCCACCCUGAUCUUCCGCCAAAAUAAAGCAAUUAUCUGACAAAUAAUGGAUUUCUAACAAUUUCUCAAGUUGUGUAGCGCACUUAUAAAAUGUACAAGUUACAUUAAAGUGGAUAAAGCCCAAAGGGUCUUAGAGGACAAAUAGUGACUGAAAUUUAGAUUUAGGAAUAAAAUCUGGAGGAAUAACUAUUGUAAGACUACAGUUCCCAUGAUCCCUCUGUUUUUAUUUUGCUUUCAUUCUAAUUAAAGCUGCUGGUUAUAUUUUAUUCUCUGUAGGAGGAAACUUCCCACUAACACUCCUGAAACAUUUCUACUUCCUGCUGAUGGAAAACUCAAUAAACUGCAUCAAAAUGUCAA